This is a messenger RNA of Grosmannia clavigera kw1407, 1068 nucleotides long. Its product is annotated as mitotic spindle checkpoint protein. Lineage: Eukaryota; Fungi; Ascomycota; Sordariomycetes; Ophiostomatales; Ophiostomataceae. The coding region runs from base 1 to 1068 and encodes 355 amino acids. The transcript has a single exon. The record is from RefSeq and is a predicted model, not a curated record. Gene Ontology annotation, cellular component: zeta DNA polymerase complex.
AUGGCCUCGGUGCCGCUCGGCGAUGCUGCCGCGCUGUUCGCCGCACUCGGUGACUUCUUCCACGUCGCCGUCCACUCCGUCCUCUACUACCGCCAACUCUAUCCCGAGCGCUCCUUUCUGUCGGCCACUGCCUUUGGCGUGCCCGUCCACCAGAGCCGCCACCCACAGGUGUGCGCCUGGGUUACCGACGCGGUGGACCAUGCCAUCGGGCAGCUGGCUGGUGGCGCCGUCGAGACCGUGGCCGUGGUUGUGCAUGCACCUUUUGGGGGUGCCCAUUCCCAUCCUAACCUUCCUCCUGGUGCUGUCCUCGAGCGCUGGGUCUUUGACGUCAGCCACGUGCCGGCCUGGCCGGGUGGCGCUGACGCCUUGCAGCAGGCUCUGCAUCCCAACGCCACCAAGAGUAUCAAGAGCUCCAAAAAAGGCCGCAGCCCCCAGAAGCGACCCCUGUCCGCCCGCAAAUUUCGGCCGCCUCGCGACUCCACGCUGCUGCCGGACGAAGACACCACCCCGUGGGACAGGACCGACGACGAGGACGGCUAUAGCGACGACAACAACAACAAUGACAACAAUGAUGACGACGAUGCAGAGUCCGAGGCCGAUCUCGACACCCGCAAUACUCCGCAAUCACGGCCUUCUGCCUCGGCCACCUCGGCUGACCUGCACCAACAGCUGCGGGCUGCCAUUCUGCGGCUCACCCAGACUGCCGCCUCCAAGGAACCGCUGCCACCACGAUGCACCUUCACCGUGGUCCUCGAGAUUGGUGAUGCCGCAGAAUUGCGCCAGCCCGGCCGGCCUGCCACAAAAAGAAGCACCGCCUGGAUCCCGGAAGAGACUGCCGGCACUAAGCGAAAAUGGGCGGCUGCCAGCUCUUCCACCACCACUAAUACCACCACCACCACCAUCCGCACCGUCGAUGCUGCUCCGCUCUUCAUGGAGUGCUGGGUCGAGCAGAGCGUGCUCACGAACAACAACGGUUCAGAAAAAACAUCCCCUGGCCUUCAUCUUCCCGUCAUCCCGCCGCCUCAUAUAAAAGGUCCGAUCGGCAAAACGGUCGCCUUUGACACCUGA